GUUGACUUAGACAGCACAGGAAGGCAAGACAAAACUCAAUUCUACCUUUACGUAUUCACCCUUUCCCUGCCUACCAGAUCAUCCUCGGCUCUCACCCCCUCCAAGAACACACUUCAAAACAAGGUGAAUUCGAGCUUCCAUGGCACCGUCUGACCGAGAGACAUCCCUUGUCUCACACCAACAUCUCCCCGAUUGGUCCUGUCUAGUUCGAACAUCAAGUACAAAUCAAAUAUCCUCCGCUACCCCAACCUGCUCCAGUUGACCGGUCGUGUCUGCUCCAACUGUCUUCACAUAUAGCAUAUUCACCCCAUCGCCCAUUCCCCCAUCCCCCCCAUCCGCCCUUCAAUCAUUCAAAUUGACCGUCGCUCCCUCGACUCGAUCAAUCCCAUCUUUAACACCUGCCGCUUUCGCUCGCUGCUGCCGGUGUAAAGGCGCUCGUAUCAUGUUUCCUCUAUAUUAUGAUCUCAAUGGCACUCUCCAGUUCGCACCGGACAGUCACAAGACCGGCCACAUCCCGUUACCGCCCUGGACGGGCGAGGAGACCGUCAACGAAACCGACAAGCUCAAAUGGUGCGCCACCAAUAAGUGCCAUAGAUGCUUCGACUAUGAUACAGGCCGAGUGAAGAUUACGGUGUUUUCUCAGUUCACUUAGACCAUUCAACCCGUGGAUUUCACAGGAUCGCCGAGAGAGUAUCGACUGCGUCUAUUUGUCAACGAGUCUAUUGGAGAUACUAGACGAAGGAUCCACCAGUCUUCGUGUAACUGGAAUAUUGAGGAAUUGAAGGCCGCAACGGUCGGAGCAUACGUCGAGCUCUUGUCC
This is a messenger RNA of Tremella mesenterica DSM 1558, 820 nucleotides long. RefSeq lists its product as uncharacterized. Bases 443 to 652 code for a protein of 69 amino acids. Lineage: Eukaryota; Fungi; Basidiomycota; Tremellomycetes; Tremellales; Tremellaceae. The transcript has 2 exons. The record is from RefSeq and is a predicted model, not a curated record.